AUGGCUCUCAACCUCUGCCUCCACUCCCCGGACCUGCGUCUCCAUACUCCCUAUGAUCGCCGCCUCAUCUUCUCCUUCCGCCGGCAUUUCCCUUCUUCCUCGCUGAUUCUCCCGCCUCCUCUCGGAAGAACCAGUCCGUCGCAGUCUGCUAAACCUAGAACGGGGAAGAAGCCCCAGUUCCGCACUGUAACUUCGUCUUCUUCUUCUUCCUCCGCCGCCGCCGCCACGGCAUCGUCUCCUUCCUCCUCCACUGAGGUGGCGGCGCCGUCGUUUAGGGAUAGGGAUCCCAGGGACGUGAAUGUCCUGGUUGUGGGAUCCACAGGGUACAUUGGGAAGUUCGUGGUGAGGGAGCUGGUGCGCAGGGGAUUCAACGUCGUCGCCAUCGCGAGGGAGCGCAGCGGCAUCCGCGGCCGCAACGAUCGGGACCGAACGCUGGCGGAGCUCGGCGGCGCCACCGUCUGCUUCUCCGACGUCACAGAUCUCGCCGCCCUGAAGAGCUCCCUGGAGGAGCGCCUGAGCGGCGGAGGCGGCGGCGCCUCCAUCGACGCUGUCGUCUGCUGCCUCGCCAGCCGCUCCGGCGGGGUGAAGGACUCGUGGCUGAUCGACUACCAGGCCACCCGCAACAGCCUCCUCGCCGGCCGCCACCUCGGCGCCGCCCACUUCGUCCUCCUCUCCGCCAUCUGCGUGCAGAAGCCCCUCCUGGAGUUCCAGCGGGCGAAGCUCAAAUUCGAGGCGGAGCUUCAGGCGGAGGCGGAGGCCCUCGCCGGCGCCGGCGACGCCUUGACCUACAGCAUCGUCCGCCCCACGGCCUUCUUCAAGAGCCUCGCGGGGCAGGUGGAGACGGUGAAGGACGGGAAACCCUAUGUCAUGUUCGGCGACGGGAAGCUCUGCGCCUGUAAACCGAUCAGCGAGGAAGAUCUCGCUUCCUUCAUAGCCGACUGCGUGAUGGACAAGGAGAAGAUCAACAGGGUGCUGCCGAUCGGCGGGCCCGGGAGGGCCCUGACGCCACUGGAGCAGGGGGAGAUGCUGUUCAGGCUGCUGGGGAAGGAGCCCAAGUUCUUGAAGGUGCCCAUCGGGGUGAUGGACUUCGCCAUAGCCGUCCUGGACUUCCUCGUCAAGAUCUUCCCCUCCCUGGAGGACGCCGCCGAGUUUGGGAAGAUCGGCCGCUACUACGCUGCCGAGAGCAUGCUGGUUCUGGACCCAGAGACCGGCGAAUACAGCGCAGAGAAGACCCCCAGCUAUGGCGGCGACACCCUCGAGGACUUCUUCAGCCGGGUGAUCAGGGAAGGAAUGGCCGGCCAGGAGCUCGGGGAGCAGACCAUCUUCUGA
This is a messenger RNA of Spirodela intermedia, 1329 nucleotides long. The record is from the annotation of a GenBank genome assembly. NCBI's taxonomy places the organism in Eukaryota, Viridiplantae, Streptophyta, Magnoliopsida, Alismatales, Araceae.